Molecule: messenger RNA, 4392 nt
Organism: Acipenser ruthenus (sterlet)
Lineage: Eukaryota; Metazoa; Chordata; Actinopteri; Acipenseriformes; Acipenseridae
Product: cGMP-dependent 3',5'-cyclic phosphodiesterase-like
Exons: 12
Biological process (GO): cGMP catabolic process; regulation of mitochondrion organization; positive regulation of gene expression
Cellular component (GO): perinuclear region of cytoplasm; nucleus; mitochondrial inner membrane
Molecular function (GO): protein homodimerization activity; 3',5'-cyclic-GMP phosphodiesterase activity; 3',5'-cGMP-stimulated cyclic-nucleotide phosphodiesterase activity
Source: RefSeq, a predicted model, not a curated record
UCUCUGCUGUAUAAGAAAGUCCAUGAAGCUCAGUUUAGAAGUCACCUGGCCAAUGAAAUGAUGAUGUAUCAUAUGAAGGUAUCAGAGGAAGAGAUGACCAAGCUUCUGACAUUUGGAAUCCAACCUGUGAAUGAGAUUCAUCCAAGCUUUGCCUAUUUCACCUACACGCCUCGCUCCUUGCCAGAUGAUGACACUCCUAUGGCUAUUCUAAGCAUGUUUGAGGACAUGGGCUUUAUUAACACUUAUAAGAUAGACAUUAAAACAUUGGCAAGGUUCUGUCUCAUGGUAAAGAAGGGAUACAGGGAUCCACCCUAUCACAACUGGAUGCACGCAUUCUCUGUCUCUCAUUUCUGUUAUCUCCUGAACCAGAAUCUGGAACUCUCCAAGUAUCUUGAGGACAUUGAGAUAUUUGCUCUUUUUGUAUCGUGUAUGUGCCAUGACUUGGACCACCGAGGAACCAACAAUUCCUUCCAAGUGGAUUCGCAAUCUGUGCUGGCUGCCCUAUACAGCUCAGAAGGAUCAGUGAUGGAGAGACACCACUUUGCCCAGGCAAUAGCCAUUCUAAACACUCAUGGAUGUAACAUCUUUGAGCAGUUCUCCAGAAAGGAUUACCAAAGGAUGCUGGAUCUGAUGAGAGAUAUUAUAUUGGCAACUGACUUGGCUCAUCAUUUACGUAUCUUCAAAGACCUUCAGAAAAUGGCAGAUGUGGGCUAUGACCCAAAGAACAAGCAUCACCACAGUCUGAUCCUCUGCCUGCUCAUGACCUCAUGUGACCUGUCAGACCAGACCAAAGGAUGGAAAACCACCACUAAGAUUGCUGAACUUAUUUACAAGGAAUUCUUUUCCCAGGGCGAUCUGGAGAAAGCCAUGGGCAAUAGACCCAGUGAAAUGAUGGACAGAGAGAAAGCCUACAUCCCAGAGCUUCAGAUUAGCUUCAUGGAGCACAUUGCCAUGCCCAUCUACAAGCUGCUUCAAGAACUUUUCCCGAAAUCAGCAGAGCUUUAUGGGAGAGUUUCCGCCAAUCGGGAACACUGGACCAAGGUCUCUCACAAAUUUACAAUCCGAGGGUUGCCUAGCAACAACUCCCUUGAUUUCCUGGAUGAGGAGUAUGACCAACUAGAAGAGCAGGCAGAAGAAAGUCUGAAGAUGAAUGGUUGCUUAGAAACAAAAGGAACCAGGGAAACCAUUGAACAAUAAGGUGUUUAAACAAAUAUAAAACAUUACUUCUGAAGUUCAAGUAACUACAUUUUAUAGAAGAAACUACAAUUUUUAGUAACACCUCAUUUAAAGCAGGGAUUACCUGUUAUCACCAUGGAAGCGCUUGGGUAAUAACCAGGAACAUCUCAAUGUGGGAACCUUUGAGACCACAACAAAGCAAAGACUUCUUCUCAAAUCAGCUGCUAUAUUUUGAGCAUUUCGUUUUAGUUAUUCAGCAGUUGUUUUAAAAGUCAGAAAUUGUUACUUCUUUAAAAAUAUAUUUUUUGGGGUAGUUUUUACCACAUGAAAUACCAAGCAGCCACUAAUACAACUAAAGUAUCAGACUGUGUUUUCCAGUAAUAGCAGUGGCUACUUGUCACAGGAUUCUCCCCCUCUUAUUCUAUAUUACUGUAUUGUGUGUAUUAAACUGGCUUUGGAUAAAACGCUGUGCCUGGAGGGAAUAUUAAGGGCCCCUUCAAAGCAUAGUGGAUACAUUUGCCAGUAUGCUGGCAGUGAAAUAUGGUCAGUAUUGCUGGGUUCAGUAAUGUUUGUCAACCUCUACAUUUUUUGUAUUGUUAUGUUUUUAUUAUUAUUUAUUGCUUUUUUUUGUGAAACCACUAAAAAGAGAAGAUUGUUAACCAUAUAUCCUACAUUGAUGCACACUGGGGCGUUUGUAGUCAGUAAGAGAUGUGGUGUGGAUGGGGACUGACUACAGUUUGUUUUUCAUAUAUGUUUGUCAAAGUGUGAACAAUUACACUUUUAAAAUAACCCUUUAAAAUACACUGCAAGUGUGUAUGUUAUUAUUGUACUGUACCAGUCCACCCACUGCACAACAUUUUACAAAGUGGAUAUUUUACAUGGUUGAAUAAAAACCUGUGGCGUAUGUAAGUGACAAAGAAUGUAUGGACUACAAAAGACCUUUUAUGUGUUGAUGUCUGUAAAUAUUUUAUCAGCAGGUGAUAAAUAAGGGCUGUUGCUCUUAAGGCAUUGUGGCUAAUUGGAACACAGACAGAAUGUGUAUAUUAUUGAUUUGCCUUACCUUUUCUGCGUUGCCUUUUGAGAAAGAAAAUAUAUAUAAUUGUCAUUAUUAUAAUUAUUAAUAAUCAUAAUACCCAUGUUCCAUUGAAAAGUGUGUUGCUACUGUACUGUACAUACUGGUUCUGGUUCAUUAAGCCUCCACUGAUUUAUAUUGCUGUGUGAUACUUCCUCUUUGGGCAGUGCAGGAAAAUUUCUGUUUUUAACCAGAUGCAAAGUUAGUCAUUGGACAUUGGACUAAAAUAAAUGCAUGAGCAUUUAUUUUAAGUGCUUUCCUUAUUGUUUUUUUUUGUUUCUUCUACAAACAUAUUCUUUUCUAUUUAUGAUUUGAUUCGCUUUAAAUAAUAAGUUGCUUCAAGUGUCGUUUUAAUUGUUUUCUGAUAAUCCAAUACUGAGUUUUUACCAUUUAUUCUAAAUCUGCCUUUACUUGGAUUUGAGCUUGUCAGCCGUCCUCAGUCCAUUCAAAUCAUGUGACAAAGUAACCUUUCACCUCAGUAAGCCCCACCCCUUUUUUAUUCUCUCCUUCUUUAGCGUAUGUUUAUGUGUUCGGUCAGUGUCUACCUCUCAUCAAGUUGAGAGUGUAUUUCUUGUGCACUCUAUGACUCUUUGUCAGGCUUGCGAGUCAUUUAAUGUAAAUAAAAAAAACAGAUGAAAAGCUGAUAUUAAUGUAUUUAUUCUCUUUAUGUAGAUCCUGUUGUGGUUUUAACAUUUAGAAUGCUUGGUCAUUGACAAUGUGAGUGUGAGUGCAUUGACAAUCAGAGAGAGAGAGAGAGAGAGAGAGAGAGAGAGAGAAAGAGAAAGAGAGAGAGAGAACAUUGUAAUAUACCAUGCUGUUCUGGAUAUAGUCAUUACUUUAAAUAACUCACAAGUGAAAGCUUUGUGAAUAGAGCCCUUUAUUGGCAGUUACAUAUAGAACCAUGACAAGAAAUUCAAAUAAUAAGAUACAUCAUAGAACAUGAGCAUGAGAUACUCCUUCCCAAUGUGCUUUCCUAAGGUCAACAGAGUACUUGUGUGAUUUUUGUCUCUACCCAGCAUUGUAGCUUUAAGCCAAAUGAGGGUGGUUCUUUGUUGGAUGGGAGGGAUGCUUUUAUCCUCAGCAACACUCUCUGGCAGUGAGAGAGAGAGAGAGAGAGAGAGAGAGAGAGAGAGAGAGAGAGAGAGAGAGAGAGAGAGAGAGAGAGAGAGAGAGAGAGAGAGAGAGAGAGAGAGAGAGAAGAGAGAGAGAGAGAGAGAGAGAGAGAGAGAGAGAGAGAGAGAGAGAGAGAGAGAGAGAGAGAGAGAGAGAGAAUGAAUAAAUGAAUAAUGUCAUUAAAAUCAUGUUUAAAUUUGUAUUUAAUCUCUGGGGUUAGCAGAAAUGAAAAGUCAAAUUUACACAUGAUUUUAAUGAUCUCAGUAUGGGAUCACUAGAACCCAGGACCACUAAUUAUUUUUAAUAAAGAAUAAGCCUAGGACCUUUCUGUUUUCAUUUUUCUUUGUGCCAAAAUUAUUUCCCUUUAUUAUUUGAAUUAUUUGAUUGUUCAUUGAAUUUACUUUUAUGUAUUUUCUCAUAUUUAUAUAGUUUCUCAACCAUAUAUAUUUUGUAAUACAUACUUUUUUAUGUUGUUGUCAACUGCAUUACAUUUUUCACACAAAAAUGGCAACAUGGCACCCUUGGACCCCUGUAAAUUGAUAUUCCUGGUCUGUACAUAGAUACUUUCAUGUGUUUAUUAAAUGUGUUUUAAAGAGAAAAACCGGAAUAAGGAAAAUGAAUGAUUUUCUGUGAAAUGUUCUGUGCAUCUGGGAAAGAGAGCCAAAAGCUCUUAUAUGUUUUGUGGGAUAUUGCUUUGAAAAGUAUUUCAGAUCCUGCCUAUUUCCUGCAUCAAAGGGUAUAAUAAGGGACUAAAAUUUAUUCAACAGACCUAGGAAAAAAAGGUGUUAAAACAAAAAAAAAGUCAUCUGAAAAAUGCAUAAGGGGUAGUAUUAUCUUGGUUUUUCACGUUAUUGUGCUUUCAUCUGUACAUACGUUUGUACAUAACAUACUGUAAAUGAGGUCUGUGCUGAAGAAUUAGAUUACCAUGUGUAUGGAAUACAUUUACAGAGCAGUGUGAGACCAUUGUUUUCUGAGAUGUGAACAGGCAGUUAACUUUUUAUCCAAAUAAAUUUCAUACAUUGAACAAGAAA